AUGAAGAGCGUCGCUCUAGUUCUCGCUGCAUUGCUUUGUGCCUCCCAGCUCGCAUUCUCUGCUAGAGUUGUCCCAGAGAAGGAGGAGAAUGAAUCGCUAGACCCACAGGGGUAUGGUGGUGGUCACGGUGGCUACGGCGGUGGUGGUGGCUAUGGUGGUCGCGGUGGCUACGGCGGUGGGCAUGGUCACUCGGCGGAGCUGGAAGGAUACCGUGGUGGCUACGGUGGCGGUCAUGGUGGUGGCUACGGCGGUGGUCGUGGUGGUGGCUACGGCGGUGGUCGUGGUCACGCAGACGCAGUUGAGCCGGAAGGAUAUGGAUAUGGACACGGUGGUUAUGGCGGUGGCUAUGGCAACGGUGGUUAUGGCGGUGGCUAUGGCAACGGUGGCUAUGGCGGAGGCUACCAUGGUGGGUAUGGUCAUGGUGGAUAUGGCGGUGGUCACGGAUACGCUGACUCGGUUGAGCCGGAGGGAUAUGGAUACGGUGGUAAAGGUGGAUAUGGCGGUGGGUAUGGUGGCGGUCACGGCCAUAGCGCUACCACUGAGUCGAUUGAGACUCAAGGUCACGGUCGUGGUGGCGGUGGCGGUCACGGUGGCCACGCUGCUACUGAAGCUAAGGUCGAUGAAAAGCAUGCUUAAAUCGAGCUUCUAUUGAAAAAAACAUAUAAUCUUUAAAGUUAAUAUAUGGCCGUUGACAACUAUAAAUUAGCUAAUUAAAUUUUCUUUUGUG
Molecule: messenger RNA, 727 nt
Organism: Selaginella moellendorffii
Lineage: Eukaryota; Viridiplantae; Streptophyta; Lycopodiopsida; Selaginellales; Selaginellaceae
Product: ctenidin-1
Exons: 1
Coding region: 1-636 (211 amino acids)
Source: RefSeq, a predicted model, not a curated record